AUGGCGGGUUCGAGUUCAAGCGGAGGAGACAACGAUUAUACGGUUAUGGAGACAGAUUCGACAGGGCAUUACACAAGGUACAGAAAGAAGAUUGAUGAGGACGAUCUUAAAAAAGUUUAUUUGGGAUAUGACAACAUUAAUGGCAGAGAAGUUGCUUGGUGUAAGAAAAUUCUUAAACAUAAUGAUCUUCGUGCUUUGGUUAGAGAAGCUAAGUUGUUGAAGAAUUUUAAUCAUCAGAACAUAAUCAAAUGCUACCAUUUUUGGGUUGACGCAGAAACCAAAGUUGAGUUCAACAUGAUUACUGAGCUUUAUUCUGGGAAUUUGAAGAAUUACACUCAGAAACAUCAGGUUAAAGAAAGCAGUCCAGCAAUCAAGAAUUGGUGUCAGCAGAUUCUGACAGGGCUUGAUUUUCUUCACAGUCAAAAUGAACCGAUUAUUCACAAUGAGCUCAAGUGCGAAAACAUCUUUGUUGUUGGAAAUUCAGGCACGAUUAAGCUAGGAGAUUUGAGUAUCGCGAAGAUUCUUGCACCCAAGAGUAGUCCUCAGUAUAAUGUUGAUUAUGCUCGUAGGAUGGAGUGGUCUGAGAUAAACUGUGUUGGGUUGUGCGGACUACAGAUGGUGAAUAAGGAUGCUGCAGGCAGCACACCGCGAACAAUGGAUAUGACGCUAUUGAAAAAGGUACAAGAUCGAGGGCUUAAGACCUUCAUUCAGGUGUGUGUGUUUCAUGCUGAUGUUGGAACUACAAUAACUGAUCUCCUGAAAGACCCGUUUCUUGGAUCGAGGACUGCGCCUGCUGGCAGCACAUCAGUACCAUCUGCUGGGCCUCUAUUUCAACUGCAGCAUUCUUUCAACACUAAUGCAGCUGCAGCUGCUUCUGAAAAUGCCCGACUGAUGGCGGAAAGACUCGCAGGGCAGCAAGGUGAUCGAAAGUUCGAAACGUCUGAUGGGAGUGAUUAA
Messenger RNA from Chenopodium quinoa (quinoa), 957 nucleotides. Its product is annotated as serine/threonine-protein kinase WNK8-like. Gene Ontology annotation, biological process: intracellular signal transduction; protein phosphorylation. The coding region runs from base 1 to 957 and encodes 318 amino acids. Lineage: Eukaryota; Viridiplantae; Streptophyta; Magnoliopsida; Caryophyllales; Amaranthaceae. The transcript has a single exon. Gene Ontology annotation, cellular component: cytoplasm. Gene Ontology annotation, molecular function: protein serine/threonine kinase activity; ATP binding. The record is from RefSeq and is a predicted model, not a curated record.